Molecule: messenger RNA, 643 nt
Organism: Aspergillus steynii IBT 23096
Lineage: Eukaryota; Fungi; Ascomycota; Eurotiomycetes; Eurotiales; Aspergillaceae
Product: putative NADH-ubiquinone oxidoreductase B14 subunit
Exons: 3
Coding region: 340-588 (82 amino acids)
Biological process (GO): response to oxidative stress
Source: RefSeq, a predicted model, not a curated record
CCACACCGGCGUGGUCUCAACUCGAUCGCCAUGACUAUCAAUCCCACCUUCCUCGCGCAGCGCACGCGCUCCUCCGCCAACUGGGGUGAUGCCAGAUAUCGUGUCCUCAAGUCCUACCGUGAAUGGCUGAGAGCGGUUAGUGACCCAAAUUCCUUGAUCGCGGGACGGUCCCUGUGGUCAUUCGAUCGGACCUGAGAUAUGUCAUAUCAUUCCCAAUGGCCUUCUGGGGUUGGAAUUCGACACCGAAAUGGAACCCCUCGCUGCGGCUCUAUUCAAAACAAGCAGCAGGACGAUUGUUGACCUAUGAAACUCGAACUAUAGUCCCCGGAGAUCCAGACCAUGUACUCCUUGAACAUCCCCGUGUCCGCCAUUCGCACCAAGAUCCGCCAGGAGUUCGAGAAGCACCGCUACGUUAAGCAGCUGGGCGUUGUCGACGUGCUGCUGUACCAGAGCCACGCCGAGUUCCAGGAAACCCUCAACUUCUGGAAGCAGCUGUCACACGUCAUGAAGUACUUCCGGCCAGAGGAGGAGCCCGGUGCGCGUCUACCUCCCAACUUCAUCUCGGGCUUCUUGGAAGGCCGCAACUAAAAUGAAUCUGUGUUGUACUUCUUUUUUUUUAUUUCCCUUUUUCGUUUUUUUUUUU